Molecule: messenger RNA, 2146 nt
Organism: Cuculus canorus (common cuckoo)
Lineage: Eukaryota; Metazoa; Chordata; Aves; Cuculiformes; Cuculidae
Gene: AARSD1
Product: alanyl-tRNA synthetase domain containing 1
Exons: 18
Coding region: 1-2061 (686 amino acids)
Biological process (GO): alanyl-tRNA aminoacylation; regulation of translational fidelity
Molecular function (GO): Ser-tRNA(Ala) deacylase activity; nucleic acid binding; alanine-tRNA ligase activity
Source: RefSeq, a predicted model, not a curated record
AUGCGGCGUGGAGGACCGGGGGCACCGGCUCUCUCGGGGUGUCCCGAUGGAUCCCAGGGAUCUAAGUACAUCCCGGGGAUCCCGGGGGAGUUCGGUGCAUCCCGGCGGAUCUCGAGGUGCAUCCAGGAGGUCCGGGUGGAAUCCCGGGGGUCUCGGUGGAUCCCGGUAGAUCCUGGCAGUUUCGGUGCAUCCCAGGGGCACUGGUGGAUCCCGGGGGGGCUUCAGCGCAUCUCUGGGGUCCCGGUGGAUCCCGGGGGUCCCGGUAGAUCCCGGCUGUCUCGGUGGAUCCCGGGGUUCCCGGUGCCUCCCGCGGUGCGGGCUCCGCCGGCGGCGCUGCGGGACACCGAGCCGAGAGGUGCCCCCUCUGCUGCCCCCGCUGCGGCCCCACCGGCAGCCGCGCCCCCGCCCGAAAUAGCGCGGGGCGGAGCCGGGGCCGCCAUGGCGAGGCAACCAGCGAAGACGCUGUGGUACGACCGGCCACGGUACGUCUACCUGGAGUUCUGCGUUGAGGACAGCAGAGAUGUCAAGGUCACCAUUGAGGACCAGCGGCUGGUGUUUAGUUGCAAAAAUGCAGACGGCGUGGAGUUCUACAACGAGAUUAACUUGUACGCCAGGAUCAACUCCAAGGACUCGCAGGAGAAGCGCUCUGACCGCUCCAUCACGUGCUUUAUGAGGAAGUGGAAGGAGAAAGUGGCUUGGCCUCGCAUCACCAAGGAGAACAUCAAGCCGGCUUGGCUUUCUGUAGACUUUGACAACUGGCGAGACUGGGAAGGGGACGAGGAGGUGGAGAGGGCAAUGGUGGAGCAGUACGCUGAGAUGCUGGAGAAGGUGACAGACAAAGGGCCUCCCCCGGCCAUGGAUGACCUGGACUUCGCCACCAGGGUGGUGUCGUGCCGGGCGGCGGAGCUGCAGCCCGAGGGCGGCGGGGAGCCCCUGCAGGGGUUCCAAGUGGUGCUGGAGGACACCAUCCUCUUCCCUGAGGGCGGAGGGCAGCCGGAUGACCGUGGCCUCAUCGGCACCGUGCCGGUGCUGCGCGUGAGCCGGCAGGGCUCCGAGGCCGUUCACUUCGUGCAGGCGCCGCUGGAGCCGGGUGCUGAGGUGCUGCUGUCACUGGACUGGGAGCGCCGCUUCGACCACAUGCAGCAGCACUCAGGCCAGCAUCUCAUCACUGCUAUUGCAGAUCAGAUGUUUGGAUUCAAGACAACCUCAUGGGAGCUGGGCCGCCAGCGAAGUGUCAUUGAGCUGGACACCCCCUCGGUGACAGCGGAACAAAUAGAGGCGCUGGAGACGAGCGUGAAUGAGAAAAUCCGGGAGAGGGUGCCUGUGACAGUGAGGGAGCUGGCUGCAGGUGACCCUGAAAUCGAAAGAGUGAGAAGCCGUGGUUUGCCAGACGACCAUGUGGGGCCAGUGCGAGUCAUCGACAUCGAAGGCGUCGACUCCAGCUUGUGCUGUGGGACUCACGUCUCCAACCUGAGUGACCUGCAGGUUAUUAAACUCCUUGGCACAGAAAAAGGGAAAAAGAACAAAACCACCUUGGUUUUCCUGGCAGGAAACAGAGUGCUGAAGUCAAUCGGACAAAGUCACAGCACCGAGAAGGCUCUGACCACGCUGCUCAAAAACGGACCAAGUGAGCACGUCGAGGCUGUGAAGAGACUGCAGAGCUCGGUGAAACAGCUCCAGAAGAAUAACUUGAACCUCCUUAGAGACAUCGCUGUUUUGAUAGCCCGGGACUUCAAGAGCAAACCUGUUCAGAGCCAGCUCUUUGUGUUGCACAGGAAAGAGGGUGACACUGAAUUUAUGAAUAUCAUCGCUAAUGAGAUCGGGACAGAGGAAACCCUGCUGUUCCUGACUGUGGGAGAUGAGAAAGAAGCAGGACUCUUUCUUCUAGCUGGACCUGUUGAAGCAGUUGAGAAUUUAGGCCCCAGGGUGGCAGAGCUGCUGGGAGGCAAAGGAGCUGGGAAACGAGGCCGCUUUCAGGGCAAGGCAACCAAGAUGAGUCAACGAGGAGAAGUACAAGCUCUCCUCCAGGAAUUCAUCAGCCAUCGAAGCCCUGAAUUGUAAGAAACUACUCUCAAAGUAGCGCUAUCUUCUCUCCUUUGCAUAAGCUCUACUAACUUCUGUCCCAGAGAAUAAAGACAUAAAAGGA